Messenger RNA from Drosophila pseudoobscura, 6669 nucleotides. It is a transcript of the gene EcR, whose product is annotated as Ecdysone receptor. Bases 1275 to 3989 code for a protein of 904 amino acids. NCBI's taxonomy places the organism in Eukaryota, Metazoa, Arthropoda, Insecta, Diptera, Drosophilidae. The transcript has 6 exons. Gene Ontology annotation, biological process: cell differentiation; positive regulation of transcription by RNA polymerase II; negative regulation of transcription by RNA polymerase II. Gene Ontology annotation, molecular function: RNA polymerase II cis-regulatory region sequence-specific DNA binding; ecdysone binding; zinc ion binding. The record is from RefSeq and is a predicted model, not a curated record. Gene Ontology annotation, cellular component: nucleus.
UUGUGCUCUGUUUUGGUGGCCUGGCGGCUGCCGACGUCGCGUUCAGCAUUCCGUUCGGUUUUCGGUUUCGGUUUCGCUCUUGGAGUUGAGUUGUUUUUUGGAUUUUGUUGUUAACGGUUCUCCACGGGUCCGCACACGGUCGCUCGCCGCUCGAUUCGAUCGUUCGCUCGCCGCCCCGUUCGUGCGCUCGUUUUGUCCGCUGUUUGUGUUUUGCUUACAAAAAAAUUUACAUAAAACAAAACGAAACAAAAAUACAAAAUACAAAAUAUAUUAAAUACGAAACAAAAGAAAUUUCAAAAAUACAAAGAAAGGUUUCCCCCCACACCCCCCAAAACCCACACCCCCCCCAUAGAAACCAAAUGUUGCAUAUAUUGUACGAGUGUCUAUGAGAAAUUGUUAAACAAAAAAGAAGAAAGAGAGAGAGAGAGCCCCUAUAAUAAAUAAAUAGCCCCCACAACAAGUGCAAUUCGUAAGAAAGUGCAAAACAAAACAAAACAAAACAAAACGAAACGAAACAAAACGCAUUGUAGCUGAGAACCCAACCACAAAUUAGAGGAGAGAAAGAAAGUAUAUUUCUUAAAAUAAAUAUAUAUUCAUAUUUGUAUAGAUAUUUUAUGGCAAAGUGGCUGCAAAGUGCAAACAAAUCGUGGAGAUACAUUCUCAGCAGAAGAGAAGAGAGCUGAGAGCUGAGAGCAGAGAACUCGUGUGGAGCGCGUGUGAUUAUUCUCAAGGGUGCAGGCAUCCCAUCUACCAGUUACAAUCGAGUGAAAUAUCAGUCACAGUGAAUACCAACCAGUUUUUGGAUUAUCUUUCAUGGAUAUCUGUGGAUUAGUAGCUGAAUUGGCGCACUAUAUUGAUGCAUAUGCUUUCGAUUGUUCAGAGUAAUUAAUCGAGUAAUCGAGUAAUCGAGAAGGAGGAAGGCAGCGCGCGAAGAUGUAUUUUGAACGCAAGCAGGUGCGCAAAAAAUACUAGAAAAUACUACCAGAGUAGAUACCGAAAAAGUGCAGCACACAGCAAGAGUGAAGAGCGAAAAGAAGUCCGCGCUGAAAGCCUGAAAACUCAAGAUCCACUGAGUCGGGGAGACACACACCCCAGAAAGCGGUAGAAGGAGAACUCGAUCUCCUGCCUGACGGAGGAGCUGGAGCUGUAAGAGAAGGCCAAGCCUUUCCUUCAAUUUUUUUGUAACAUUUUGCCAGGGACAAGUCGCUUGUCCCCAGCCAGAGAGAGCGUGUAAGGAUAACGGCCACAAAACGGCGACCGUCGGCUAUCAAACGAUGAUGAAACGACGCUGGUCGAACAACGGGGGCUUCCUGCGCGUGCCGGAGGAGUCUUCCUCGGAGGUCACAUCCUCCUCCAACGGCCUGGUGCUGCCCUCCGGCGUCAACAUGUCACCCUCGUCCCUGGACUCGCACGACUACUGCGACCAGGACCUAUGGCUCUGCGGCAACGACGCCGGCCCCUACGGCAACAGCAACGGCAGCGGUGUCGCCCAGCAGCUGCAACAGCAGCAGCAGCAGCAGCAACAGCAGCAGCAGCAGAGCGUCAUCGCCCUGGCGAUGCACGGCUGCUCCAACACCCUGCCCGCCCAGACCACCAUCAUUCCCAUCAACAAUGGCUCCAGCAAUGGCUCGAAUGGGAAUAAUGGCCACUACGUUCCGGGUGCCACCAAUCUGGGCGCCCUGGCCAACGGACUCGGCCUGGUCAACGGUCAAGGGCUGCUCAACGGAAUGCAGCAGCAGCAACAGCAGCAGCAGCAGCAGCAGCAGAUGCAGAAUGGACACGGGCUCAUAAAUUCCACAACGCCCUCGAUCACGGCCCCCCUGCUUCUGCAACAGAACGGUCUGGGCGGCGGAGGCGGCGUCAAUGGAAUGGGCCUCAAUUCGCAUCAUCACACAAAUGGCAAUUCGAAUGGCCUCCUCGGAGGCGGCAACAUCGGUGUCGGUGGCAUCGGUGGUGUAGGAGGUGGAGCAGGUGGCGGCGGUGUCAUGGGCAUGGCCAUGCAGCACACACCGCGCAGUGAUUCAGCAAAUUCCAUUUCAUCAGGUCGCGAUGAUCUCUCGCCCUCGAGCAGCCUGAACGGAUAUUCGGCGAACGAGGGCUGCGAUGCGAAGAAGAGCAAGAAGGGCCCGGCGCCGCGGGUGCAGGAGGAGCUGUGCCUCGUGUGCGGGGACAGGGCCUCCGGCUACCACUACAAUGCCCUCACCUGCGAGGGCUGCAAGGGCUUCUUCCGGCGCAGCGUCACCAAGAGCGCCGUCUACUGCUGCAAGUUCGGGCGGGCGUGCGAGAUGGACAUGUACAUGCGGAGGAAGUGCCAGGAGUGCCGCCUGAAGAAGUGCCUGGCGGUGGGCAUGCGGCCGGAGUGCGUCGUCCCGGAGAACCAGUGCGCGAUGAAGCGGCGCGAGAAGAAGGCCCAGAAGGAGAAGGACAAGAUGACCACCUCGCCCAGCUCCCAGCACGGCGGCAAUGGCGCCGGGGGUGGUAAUAGUGUGGGCGGCGGCUCCAGCCUUGGCGGCGGCAGCGUCGGUGGUACCCACGACUACGUGAAGAAGGAGAUUCUCGAUCUGAUGACAUGCGAGGCGCCGCAGCAUGCCACAAUUCCGCUACUACCUGAUGAUAUUUUGGCCAAGUGUCAAGCGCGCAAUAUACCUCCACUAACGUACAAUCAGUUGGCCGUUAUAUAUAAGCUAAUUUGGUAUCAGGAUGGCUACGAGCAGCCCUCCGAAGAGGAUCUCAGGCGUAUAAUGAGUACCCCGGAUGAGAACGAGAGCCAGACGGAUGUCAGCUUUCGACACAUCACCGAGAUAACCAUACUCACGGUUCAGUUGAUCGUUGAGUUUGCUAAAGGUCUACCAGCGUUUACAAAGAUACCCCAGGAGGAUCAGAUCACGUUACUGAAGGCCUGCUCAUCGGAGGUCAUGAUGUUGCGCAUGGCGCGGCGCUACGAUCACAAUUCGGACUCGAUAUUCUUUGCGAAUAACCGAUCCUACACGCGGGACUCGUACAAAAUGGCCGGAAUGGCGGACAACAUCGAGGACCUGCUGCACUUCUGCCGCCAGAUGUUCUCGAUGAAGGUGGACAACGUCGAAUACGCGCUACUCACUGCCAUUGUGAUCUUCUCGGACCGGCCGGGCCUGGAGAAGGCCCAGCUGGUGGAGGCGAUACAGAGCUACUACAUCGACACGCUACGCAUUUAUAUACUCAACCGCCACUGCGGCGACACCAUGAGCCUCGUCUUCUACGCCAAGCUCCUCUCCAUCCUCACCGAGCUGCGCACCCUGGGCAACCAGAACGCCGAGAUGUGCUUCUCGCUGAAGCUCAAGAACCGCAAGCUGCCCAAGUUCCUCGAGGAGAUCUGGGACGUCCACGCCAUCCCGCCCUCGGUGCAGUCGCAUCUGCAGGCCCAGCAGGAGGAGAACGAGCGCAUGGUGCGGGCGGAACGAAUGCGCGGUGCCGUUGGCGGCGCGAUUACCGCCGGUCUGGAUGCCGACUCCGCUUCCACCUCACAGGCGGCGGCUGCGGCGGCCGCCCACCACCAGCAUCAGCACCUUCCGCUGCCCAAUCACACGCUGCCGCAGCCGCAACCGCAGCCACUGCCCCAGCCGCAGCCUCUGUCUCUGCCUCUGCCUCUGCCCGUUCCCUCCGCCCCAGUCUCCAUCUCUGUUCCCGCCAUUGCGUCUGUUUCCGUCUCUGGGACCGGCUCUGCAACCAGCUCCGGAUCCGUGUCGGCCGUGAGCACCAGCAGCGAUUACAUCGGCGGCGGUGGCGGAGCCAUGGGCCCCACCACUGCGGCAGCCACCUCCUCCACCAGCAUCACGGCGGCGGUGCCCGCCAGCUCGACUACAGCGGCGGUGGGCAACGGCGCUGCGCCCGUCAGCAUGUACGCGAACGCCCAGACGGCCAUGGCACUGAUGGGCGUGCCGCUGCAUCCGCAUCAGGAGCAGCUGAUCGCCGGCGUGGCGGUCAAGUCAGAGCACUCGACGACGGCAUAGCCCCUGCCCCACCAUCAGCAGCAGCAGCACCACCACACCAUCCUGCACGAGGUGGUGGGCGGGGUCCUGCUCGACUAGGGCCAGGAGAAGGAAAGGCAGCUGAACCACACUCUCACAGACAUCCCGAUGAUCAGGGAGAUGCCCGAUCCUGAUGCCAGACGCCUGAUGGAGGGAUCACUGAAGGACAAGCGUAAAAUGCAGUUAUUUAGUCUUAAGUCUGCAAAUACUAGCGAUAAGGCAUUAUCCGUACGAUAUAACCGAUAAACAAAUUAUUAACAAUUACACAAAUGCUAAAAAAAAAACACAUACGAAAAUAAUGAAGAGAAAUGAAUGGAAAAGCGUCAGCGACAGCGAGAGAGAGAGAGAGGAAGAGACACACUGAAUGGAAAAACAAUUGCAAAAUCAUCAAGUAGUUAUGUGAAUGGUGUGGCAGAUUGUUUCCGCCUCACAGUCAAUUCUCGAAUUUUGUUUUUUCGUCCUCCACUUCGAACAGAAAAGAGAACGACAGCUAGAGAGCUAGAGAGAGUGUAGAAUGUAGAAUGUAGCUGAGACGAGUAGGGUUGUGUGGGAAUGUGGCAGAGAGAAGAGAGUAAAGAUUGUUUAUAUUUAAAAAAUAUAUAAAAUAAUACCUAUUACAAAUAACGAUAACUGUACACUUAAUAAAACGCAACUGUAUAAUACCUAACCCUAACUGUAAAGCUAACAUCAUCUGGAGCGCGUGGAUCUGUUUAGUGAAAAAAGGUGUAACAAAUAUAUACCUUCUUAUAUUCAGAAUAACACUUAUAAAAACUAAAAGAAUGAAAACCUAAGUUAAUUCAGAUAAAAAGAAAAAACUCUAAAAACAAAACUAACAAAAAAAAACACGCAAAACUUGGACUGAUUUUAUAAAUAUUUUUUAAUCAUAACGAAAGGGAAACUCUGUAAACAAAAUAUCACCACAAACGUAAGAACAGAACGUAAAACAAUUUUCGUCAUACCCUCCUUAUAUAUAUUUUUUUAACGAUGAGACUUUCGUCUCAAUGAUUCUGAUAAUUUUCAAGCCCGAAAAAACAAAACUCUUUUUAAAUUGGCGUCGUUUUCUAGGCAUUUUUUUGAAGAACCACACUUUUGAUAACGAGAACUUUAGAAAGGAAAUUCAAGUGAUUGGAGUUUUACUCAAACAUUAAAAUCAUAAAAAACAACCAUCGCAUCGGAAGGUUUUAGAUCCUACAAUUCACAUCUUUUUUUUGCUGGCAAAUAAUAUUCAAUCAUUCGGACACACACAUACAAACACACACACAUAGAAACACACACCAAAAGACUUCAAUAUUUAUUUUUAAAAUUUACAUUAAACAUUUUUAAAAUUUUUUAAACUUGUGUGAGCAACAAAAUGUAAUCAAAAUUUAUUUAGACAAAACAAAACAAAAAAUGUGCAAAGUUUUCAUUUGGCAAUCUAUUAUGUUAAACAAAAUUUGAAUGCAAUUUAUUUCCAAACAUUUUAAUAUAUACUUUUAAAAAAUAUUUACAAAAUUUAAACACAAAUUGUUGGCCUUAUUUAAACUUAAAUCAAAUUUAUUCUAAUUUUAGUAGCUACAAAACAUAAAACCAAUGGAAAAGCGAUUGUAAAAUAUUAAAAUAAAAUAAUGUAAAGUUUUUAAGUGGAAUUUUACGUAGCUUUCAACUUGAAUUGUGCAAUUUUUUAUUUUUACUACUAAUAUUAAUUUAAUUUUAUAUUUUACACACACACACGCCCCGAAUUCACCCAUAAACAAUCACAAACACCCACACACACACACGAAUACAUGUAAAAACUUAAGUAAAUUUAAUUUAUGAAGAGAUCUGAAGAAGGGAGCACACGAAAACGAUAUAGUAUACGCGAUAUGAUAUAAAAUAAAGGAGCACACUGCUUUACAGGAGAAAAUUCUAAUUACAAAACAUAAAUCAGUGAAUACAUUAAUCGUACUACUCGUAGGAUCCCCGAUCAGGCUUGCUCUUAAGUUUUUGGUUUAAGUUCAAUUCUUUGUAGCCUGCACUCGCGCACGCCCAAUUAUUAUUAUUACUAUUAUUAUUGCUAUUAUUACGACGCAUAAUACCACUACAUAUACAGAUACCGAUACCGAUACAGAUACCGAUACAGAUACAUUAUAUACAUACAUACAUAUAUGCAUACCUUGUUUUGUAGUUUUACAAGAAUACUGUAAAGAGCAAACCCUAUCGUAAUGCGGAAUAGUUUUUACCUUUUUACGAUACGAAACCAAGCAGAAUAUAUACAAUAUAUAUAUAGAAGAAGAUGUGUUGAAAAAGAGAAAAAGAAAACCAACAAGAAAAUCUCAAAAAAAAAACAUAAACCAAAAUCCGUGUGUUUUCAUUUUCCCAAAAAGUGUUUCCGGAAAACAUUUCAUUUUUAUUUUCUGUAUUAUCCUGAAUGGGAAAAGGUAAUGUGGAUGUGAGCAAAGACUUAAGAAAAGCUGGGAAAUUCAGAAUUUGAACAAGAUUUGCAAGCGAAGCAAAUGGCUGUGAAAAUUGGCUAAGAACGACAGGCAAAGAGUGUGAAGUGAGGAAGGUCAUUGGUGGACGGAGAAGGAGAAAAAGGAAGGAACAUUUUGUAUUAAUUUAUCAUAAUUUACAAGGAGCUAAAAAAAAGAAAAAACCAAGAAACACAAGACACGAUGCGCUAUUAAAUAGCUUUAAAUUGUAAAAA